UCCCGCCGACUAUUCAAGAAUACAAGAACCGAACUGAGCAUUCGAGACUCUCCAGACUCUUCUUCGCCUUUUCACCCUCUCUUCCGAUGGAGGACGACGAAGAGCGCCAAUUAAUCCUUCGAGCUCCGGGACCAAUGGAAUCGGCGACACUAGGAAGGUUUAUGACCGAUAUUUUCAACACAAAGCCCAGGAAACUACAGGACGCCAUCUCUCGGCUGCAUUCACUCCCCGAUACUCCUCUAACUGUGUCUUUGGAACGGUCAUUGUGGUUUCUGCACAAGUACAUAGGCGAAGCUGUGGAAAACGGGAAGCAUUUGGACCAAGUUCUUGUUCCCAUUGUUCAACAUUCAUCAACAACGAGAGGCUCACAGCAGUCACUAGUACUUCUGAACUGGCUGUUUCAAGAUGAUGUUUUGUUCCAUGGCAUAGUUGAGCAUUUGCUUGUCAUUAUUUCGAGAAGGGAUGAUCGCUAUGUAGCUCUUGGUUGGUGUAUACUUGGACGUAAUCUUAUAGAAUAUCAGGAUUCUGCGAACAAUGUUUCUGUUACAGCAAUCAGGGAGAAAAAUGAUGUGCUAUUGAAGAUGUUUUGCCCCUGUGUGACCCAUCUCAUAUCUUUAGUAUGCAACGGAAGCCAAGUGCGGGAGGGGUUUGAGUUGCCAAAUCGCCUGGCAAUAGCAGCUGCUGAUUUUCUUUUAUCUCUUACAGUUGCAUUAACUGGAAAUGAUCUGGCUCACAAGCAAAAAUCAUCUUCCAGCAAUGCUAAAAAUCAGUCUAUAUACUUGUUACCAGAAGCCACUAAACCUAGAGAUGAAAAGACAUUGGGGAAGGCGUCUGAAUCCUUGAGCUUGGAAUUGAAGUUCCUUCUUUUGAAUAAUUUGGGUGAACUUAUAAUGCUUGUGGAGAAACUUACAGCUUGGAGCAGGAAAAGCCGCUCUUUGCAUGCUAAAGGACUGGAGAGAGUAUGUAAGUGGCUGAAGGAAGUCAAGCAAAUUUAUGGUUGCUCCCCUGACGAGACAGAGUUGCAAAUGAGGAAAAUUGGUUCUCUGCUUCUCUCUUCCUGUUGGAAGCAUUAUGGCACGCUGUUGCAUUUAGAAGACAACAAAUUCAAUCAACAGUUUAAAGAACUCAUUGGGCAGUUUUUGUCGGGUAUUCAGUUUUAUGCAGACAACAAAUUUGGAGAACCUAACACGAGUGAAGGCGACAAACUAGAGACAAUCAAUUUUUUCCUGAAUUGCCUUUUGCUUUUACUGGGUAAACUAGAUAACAAGAUGUUUGGAGAUGCGAUAGAAGAAUUUGGAUCUAAAAUUUCUCAGAUUCUUCUGUCUCAGUUGCAAUGCACCAAUGAAGAAGUGAUUGAUGGAGCUAUUAGCAUAUUUAAAGCUGUCAUCUUCAGAACAAACCAUACUUUAUCUAAAAGAAAUGUUGGUGAUGUUGGAGAAAUGGAUGAUUUGAUGUCAAUGCUACUAAAUUUUUUGGGAGACCGAGAUGCGGCAGCAAAAGCUAUUGUUAAGCUAGUUGCAGAGUAUUGCUCGAUAUGCUCUGAUAGCAAGUACCUAUACAAAGUUCUAAAUGGCAUUAGCUCUAAGAAUAUCUCACAGAGGAGGAAUGCUUUUGAUAUUGUUUCAGAGCUCAUCCAUUAUGGUGAAUCUGUCGAGACAAUUCCGCAUGCAACUUGGAAAGACAUUGCGAACUACUUAUUGGAAUGUCUUGAAGAUGAAGAUCUGGUUAUUCAAAAGCAGGCACCGCAUUUGAUUUCCUUCAUUGAACCGCCAUUGGUUUUGCCUGCACUUGUUGAACUAAUUUAUUCAGCAAAUGAAGGAGUGCAAAUAUCAGCAGGCAGUGCACUAACAGCCUUGUUAGUGGCUCAUAAACAUGAGCCUGAAAUUUUGUGCAUGCUGCUUGACUGUAUUAGCAAACACUCUCAAAACUUUGAUUCAGGCACCACCAUGGAUGGUAAAAAAGAAUCAAGAUUUGAUGCUGAUAGACUCCUGAAGUUGCUUCCAGAGUGGGCGAAAACUGUUGAAGAUUGGCAUGUAAUGGUUGGCCCAUUGAUAGACAAGAUGUUAGCUGAACCAUCAAAUGCUGUUAUGGUGAGGUUUCUCAGCUAUAUAAGUGAGUACUUGGCUGACACUGUGGACGUAGUCUUUCAUCGGCUUUUAUUAUAUACGAGACAACAGGAAGAGACAUAUUCAAACAGUGAGACUAUGAAGCAUGAGCAUCGUCUCUUUACCCAUCUUUGCCCACUUCUUGUAAUCAGAUUACUUCCUUUAAGAGUUUUUGAUGACUUAGAUUCUUCACUUGUGUAUGGCGAAUUUUCGAAGAACUCUGCUGCACGUGACAGAUAUCUUAGCAUUGAGGACACUGAGUGCAUUGCUUCUUUGAUGAUGAACAGGGCAUUAAGCAAGUCUGAAUUUGAAGACACUCGAAAGCUUUCUGCAGAGCUAUGUGGAAGAAUUCACCCCGAGGUUCUUGUUCCAGUUCUGUCCUCCCAAUUGGAAUCAGCUGCUAUUGCCAAUGACUUGAUGAAGAUUAAAGUUUGUCUCUUUUCCUUUUGUACUUCUCUUGUGGUUCGAGGCACUGAGGCCUAUAGCCAUCCAGAUGUGCUCAGAAUACGCAAAUCGAUACUGAAUAUCUUGUCAUGGACAUCUCCCGACCAAGAUGUUUCCAAAGCCCAGCACGGGUGCAUAGACUGCCUCGCUUUGAUGUUGUGCACCGAACUACAAUCUCCGGAAUCUUCCAGAGGCAGUCGCAUCUCCAAAAUCCCAGUACUUGCAUUCGUAACUAGUCAGUUGUUGGGCAACGAUUGGUCUUCCAAACCUAACGGCCUCUCCUUCUGUCUUUGCAUGGCGAAUGUCCUCAUAAGCGCCUGCCAAAAGAUAUCAGACAGUGCAAAGAAACCAUUUGUUAAAAAAAUCAUUCCAAGUAUCACACAAUCCCUUAAGGUAAUAACAGAGCCCGAGAUCCGAGCAGCUUGCAUUCAAGUGCUCUUCACUGCUGCGUACCAUUUGAAGCCUUUUGUGGCUCCGUACUCUAAGGACCUUCUCCAAGCCACUCUGAAAUCGCUCCGAGAAGGAUCCGAUAAGGUGUUGCAGGAGAAAAUGGCGGGAGCGAAGCUACUGGCGUGCCUGAUGACAAGUGAAGAAGAGGUGGUUGAAGACAUAUCUGGUGGUCUUUUGGAAGCAAAAGAGCUGCUCCAGAGGAUGUCCUCAAUGGAUCCUUCCACAGACAUCACACAAAUCUGCCGCCAACUUCUCGUAUGCUUCUCUUCUCCUUAACCUUCAAAUUAAAUAUUAAUUAGGUUCUCAGAAAGAAGAUUUGUCCUGGAAUUGUUUGCCAGUUUGUUUAUUUGUCCAUUCUCUUUCUUUAAAAAAUAUUUAUUUAUUAAAAUUAUAAUAUUUAGAAUAUUUUACUUCAUUUAUUUGGGUAGUAUUUACUUAAGCUUAUUUUGGACGAACGAUAGCAUUUGGAUAGAGAUGAUGUUUGGUGUAUAUCUUUAUACUCCUUUUGUCUCAUACCUAUAUAUAUUCAUUUGCUUUUUGCACGAAAUUUUUUAGAAAUA
Molecule: messenger RNA, 3559 nt
Organism: Andrographis paniculata
Lineage: Eukaryota; Viridiplantae; Streptophyta; Magnoliopsida; Lamiales; Acanthaceae
Exons: 24
Coding region: 87-3275 (1062 amino acids)
Source: RefSeq, a predicted model, not a curated record